CCGUUCAGUGGGCGGAGCCAGCUGUUGGAUAAACAGAUCCAACCUGAUUAUAAGGGGAAAAAAAGAUGUGCCCUCUGUCUUUUAGGGCUACAGCUGGUAGUGAGCAGCUGAGCAGCUGGACAGCCGAGGCAGAUGCAGCAGCAGCAGCAGCAGCAGCAGGAACCCUGGAUGAGCAUGAGCUCCAAGCCAAAGCCCAUAGAGAUUAUCGGAGCGCCUUUCUCUAAGGGACAGCCUCGAGGAGGGGUAGAGAAAGGCCCCGCAGCAUUAAGGAAAGCUGGCCUGGUGGAGAAGCUUAAAGAAACAGGUAACUUUAAAAUUGAAAAGUACGAUGUGAGAGACCACGGGGAUCUGGCCUUUGUGGACGUCCCCAAUGACAGCCCCUUUCAAAUUGUGAAGAACCCACGGUCUGUGGGAAAAGCCAACGAACAGCUGGCUGCUGUGGUAGCAGAGACCCAGAAGAAUGGAACAGUCAGUGUGGUGCUGGGUGGAGACCACAGUAUGGCAAUUGGAAGCAUCUCUGGCCACGCCAGGGUCCACCCUGACCUAUGCGUCAUUUGGGUGGAUGCUCACACUGACAUCAACACUCCGCUGACAACCAGCUCUGGGAAUCUGCACGGGCAACCGGUGGCCUUUCUCCUGAAGGAACUGAAAGGAAAGUUCCCAGAUGUACCAGGAUUCUCCUGGGUGACUCCCUGCAUAUCUGCCAAGGACAUCGUGUACAUCGGCUUGCGAGAUGUGGACCCUGGGGAACACUAUAUAAUAAAAACUCUGGGCAUUAAGUAUUUCUCAAUGACUGAAGUGGACAAGCUGGGAAUUGGCAAAGUGAUGGAAGAGACCUUCAGCUACCUGCUGGGAAGGAAGAAAAGGCCCAUUCACCUGAGUUUUGAUGUUGAUGGACUGGACCCAGUAUUCACCCCGGCUACGGGCACACCCGUUGUGGGAGGCCUAUCUUACAGAGAAGGUCUCUACAUCACAGAAGAGAUUUACAAGACAGGGCUACUUUCAGGACUAGAUAUCAUGGAAGUGAACCCAACUCUUGGGAAGACACCAGAGGAGGUGACUCGUACUGUGAACACGGCAGUGGCGUUGACCUUGUCUUGUUUCGGAACUAAACGGGAAGGUAAUCAUAAGCCAGAGACUGACUACCUUAAACCACCGAAAUAAAUGUGAAUACAUCGCGUAAAAGUUGUCUGGGGCAUCACAGCAAACCGAACAGAACCAGGCCAACGCUGCUCCUCCCAAGGGCUUGUUCUUUUAGAAAAAGAAUGUUUUUUCCAAUAUGUAUGUGUUGUAGCAGUUCCUUUCUGGAAUGAAAUUCAGGGUGUGGAAAUUAAAACAGCUAUGAAAUUAGGAGACACGUACUUCCCAUUUUAGCAGAAGUUAUCCUUAAGAAGUAGUAUAAAUUAAUAUCUAAUUAAAAAAUGCACCAGGAGUUAAAAUACACAGUGAUGUCAAGUGUCAACUCACGGUUGGAAGCAAAGGCAUCUAAAGAGGUGGCCUGUAUCCACGUCGUUCAAAACAUGUGAUUUUUGUAAUAAACUCUUUAUAAUAAAA
This is a messenger RNA of Rattus rattus (black rat), 1554 nucleotides long. RefSeq names its product arginase 1 (gene Arg1). Gene Ontology annotation, molecular function: manganese ion binding; arginase activity. Gene Ontology annotation, cellular component: cytosol; cytoplasm; nucleus. The transcript has 8 exons. Lineage: Eukaryota; Metazoa; Chordata; Mammalia; Rodentia; Muridae. The record is from RefSeq and is a predicted model, not a curated record. The coding region runs from base 133 to 1164 and encodes 343 amino acids.